Ficedula albicollis (Collared flycatcher) is the source of this 2342-nucleotide messenger RNA. RefSeq names its product family with sequence similarity 118 member B (gene SIRAL1). NCBI's taxonomy places the organism in Eukaryota, Metazoa, Chordata, Aves, Passeriformes, Muscicapidae. The transcript has 8 exons. Bases 175 to 1407 code for a protein of 410 amino acids. The record is from RefSeq and is a predicted model, not a curated record.
GGCGGGCGGCCUGAGGGGACGGAGCGGCCUGAGGGGAGCGAAGGAGAGCCUCGUUUUUAUUGAUGUUUCCCCCUGGGAAAGGAGCCUCGUGUCCUCCCCGCCUGCUGAAUCCCCGUGUUGUUGCUUUUCCCGCAGGUUUAGCGAGGAGGGCACAACGGACAGGACAGAAACUGGAUGGCUUCUACGGUGAGCCUGGGCAAGGAAACAUUAUUGGAAGAUGGAAUGCCACCUGCAAAAAAGCCCAGGAAGCUGUUGCCAAGCCUCAAAACCAAGAAGCCUCGGGAACUUGUUUUGGUGAUUGGGACAGGAAUUAGUGCUGCAGUUGCUCCCCAGGUUCCAGCACUGAAGUCCUGGAAGGGGCUGAUUCAGGCUCUCCUGGAUGCUGCUAUUGACUUUGAUCUCCUAGAAGAUGAAGAGAGCAAACGGUUCCAGAAGUGUCUUCAUGAAGACAAGAACCUGGUUCAUGUUGCCCACGACCUUAUUCAGAAGCUGUCUCCGCGCACAAGCAACGUUCGCUCAACCUUUUUCAAGGACUGUUUAUACGAGGUGUUUGAUGACCUGGAAUCCAAAAUGGAAGAUUCUGGGAAGCAGCUGCUUCAGUCUGUGCUUCACUUGAUGGAAAAUGGAGCCCUUGUGUUAACCACGAACUUUGAUAACCUGCUGGAGCUGUAUGCAGCACACCAGGGGAAGCACCUUGAGUCUCUUGACCUGACUGAUGAAAAGAAGGUGCUGGAGUGGGCACAGGAGAAGAGGAAGCUCAGCGUGCUGCACAUCCACGGCGUCUACACCAACCCCAGCGGCAUCGUCCUGCACCCGGCCGGCUACCAGAACGUGCUGCGCAACACCGAGGUCAUGCGAGAGAUUCAGAAGCUGUAUGAAAAUAAGUCCUUCCUCUUCUUGGGCUGUGGUUGGACAGUUGAUGACACCACGUUUCAGGCCCUGUUUUUAGAGGCUGUCAAGCACAAGUCAGACCUGGAGCACUUCAUGCUGGUGCGGAGGGGGGAUGUGGAUGAGUUCAAGAAGCUCCGUGAGAACAUGCUGGACAAAGGGAUCAAAGUGAUUUCCUAUGGAGACGAAUACGCUGACUUGCCCGAGUACUUUGAGCGGCUGGCGAGCGAGAUUGCCAUGAGGGGCCGCACAGGUGUGCCCAAGGAGGGGCAGCAGCUGAACGGCUCUGCCACUGCCCACGCUGAGGUAAAAGCCUUUGCUUCCAUGCAGGAUGCAGCCCCUGAGCCUCAGCCCUGCCCAGGCCCUGAGCCAUGGCAGAGGCUCCUGGGACAGGCCCAAGCCAGGCCAGCAGCCCUCAGGGAGCCCAGCACUGUCCCACUGCUGUCCAGCACCGAGCCAGGACCCUUCCAGCAGGGAAGAGGCCAGGACAGAACCUCCAUGGAUGAACAGCUGGUCUAACAUAGUCAGUGUGGUUUUACUGGGGCUGCAUGUGCCUGUGGAGCGCGGUGUCCCCGAGGGAGCUGCAGCCUCCUCUAACUUCAUACCUAGAGCUUUUAUAUUCUGUAUUUCAAUUAAAAAAUGAAACUUGAGCUUUUUUUUUUUUUUUUUUUACUGGAAGCUCUAGUUUUCUAGUCCUGUCUUUUUACUGUACAGUUUUUGUAUGUUGAAGUUGUAUUAAAGGCCUGCUCACUGAACUUUGGCUGCUGUAUCAUUUAAAGGCCCUUUCACACCUCACACUGGUGGGAGUUCAUCUCCCCCAAACCCAGUAGGAAACAGGUCCUGGCUGGAGGCAAGUUACUUAUACACAGACAACAAAUUAUGAAGUUUAUUUUAUAUAAAUUAUGUCUCUUAGCAGACAGCAUUCAAUUUAUUGCACUAUAGCACAUCUGCAAUACAGAGCUACAAGACAUCGUCAGAGAGGUUUGUAUUAUUCAGUGUAGCACUUCCGACCAGGAUCAAGAGGCACUCGGAGAGGGGAAAAAGGGUGCAGGAAAGCAGCAAGCAGCCACCAUUCUCUUCCAGUAUUAAUGUAGUUUGUUUUUUGUUUCCUUUUUACUAGCAAAUAAUGCCAAGACCAGCGGGCAGGAGCCAGGCAGGGCACGCUGCCUUCCUCCUCUGGACCUGGCUGCUGCAGCUCUCCUGCUCCUGCCCAAAUACGUGGUGUCUGGGGACCCUGCUCCAGAGUCCGGUGAGGACAGAUACAGGGGACUUUAAGGCAAUUUAGCAUGUCCCCUCCAGCCCAGCACACACCAUCACCUUUUUUUGGUUUAUCAGCUUCAGUGGAGCUGCCACGAGCAGCGACAUUAACAGCCAGAUCUAAAACUGCCCGUAAGCCCAAGUCCUCCUGCCUCCUCCCUAAGCUGGUCUAAAAAUCACAAGCAGCUCAAAAAAAA